UCGAUCACUUUAUCUCUCUCUCUCUCUCUCUCUCUGCCUGUCUGAGCUUUGAGCUCUCUCACCUGCCGCUCUUCUCCGCUCGCUUCGAUUCAAACCACUGAGAAUUCACAUCUCCGCCGCAUCGAAGGAUCGAUCCCGAGCUGCAAUGGAGGCCUCCCUUCGCCACUGAUGAGGUUUCUAUGCUUGGGACAUGGUUAUUGGUAUUAUACUCCAUUAAGAGAAAGGAAUUGGUGUCCUUGAAUGACUGUAGGGUUGUAGUGAAACUAUGAUAAUGUGGAGGGAUCAGAUUUCAGUCUGAUCUGUUCUAGGUAGUUCUUCAUCAAUUGCAAUCUUUUUGGUGAAAAUCUAUUGGAUCCUCUAUGCCUGGCAACGGAGUUGGAGACAGGGUUCACAAUUCCUUUGACCAGGAGAACUUAUCCCAGGGUCAGCAUCACUUUAAGGCUGUUGACAAGAACUGGCCAGGGUUAAGUAACAAUAUUUGGGUUGGAAGCCAGACUCAGAAUGGGUUUCCUUUAAUUUCCAACUUAAAGAAUUACAGUGUGCCCCAAUCAGCAAAUAUUGAAAGUGGACAUGGAAUUCCAUCUUACCAAGCAGUCAAUGGCUUGAACUCUGCACAACCAAAUUUAAGGUCUGAGGUUGCUGGAAGUCAGUUUCAGAACCAGCAGACGGCAUUGAAUGGCUUUAUGCAAGGGCAUGCGGCUGCAAGGCAAUAUGAAGCAAACUUCUUGGGCAUGGAUGUUGAUUCUUAUCAGAAUAAUGUAACAUCUAAGGGUUUAUCUAUUCUUGAGUCCCACCACGGAAAUGGGCCUGAUUUUCAAAAGAAAGACUUUGGAAGGUUUCCAAAUGUUCAACCUCCUGUAAGUGUUAAUGCUUUUGGAGGUCAGGAGCAAAUGGGUGGUCAGCAUCCUGCUCUGCUGCAAUCAUUGCAGAGGCAGCAGUCUGGGAUUGGUGACAUGCAGCUCCUGCAGCAGCAAAUGAUACUUAGGCAACUGCAAGAUACUCAAAGACAGCAGCUUCAGCAACAAGGAAUUUGGCAGCAAAACGCCCCCAUUAAUUUACUUUCAACCCUGGCAAAUCAGUCAGCUGCUAACCAUUCACCGGCACUCCUUAAUGGCAUUCCUGUGCAUGAUUCAUCUAAUAAAUCGUGGCCUGAACUCUUUGCAAAUAAUCCCAACAGGCAGCAGCUCAGUUCUUCUGCAGUUAUGCAGGGAUCGUCAAGUGGAUUUGAGCUUUCCUCAGAACAAAACCAAGCAUUGCGCACAAUGGGUUUGGUUCAUCAACAGUGUGAUCAGUCUCUUUAUGGGGUCCCUGUCCCUGUCUCCAGGGACAAUCUGAGUCAAACAUCCCAGAUUCAGAGUGAGAACCCUGCAGGGGAGCAGAUAUCUUCCUUUGGAAAUGCCUUCUCAAGGAAUCAACAUGCUGCACCAUCGGAUCAUGACACCAAGGAUGGACCUUUGGUUUCAAGGCAGGUUGGUUCUGCUGCUGCUUAUAAUUCUACGGGUGGAUUUGAGUCAAGUAAUUUGCGGCAAGUGCUUUCCUCACAAAGAAAUGUAUCUGUGCAGGAAUUUCCAGGGAAACGAGAGUUGACUGGUUUGUCUGCCACAGCACAAGAGAAAUCGCAGAAUGUGGCCACUCUAGAUCCUGCUGAGGAAAAGAUUUUAUUUGGUUCAGAUGACAAUUUGUGGGAGGCUUUUGGUGGAGAAAUGAAUGUAGGCCUUGGAGGUUUAAAUAUGUCAGAAGGUAGUGGUUCAUUUGGAGGGAUUCCUUCCCUGCAAAGUGGGAGUUGGAGUGCUCUUAUGCAGUCUGCACUAGCAGAAACUUCUAGUGUGGAAACAGGGCAACAGGAAGAGUGGAGUGGUCUGAGUUUUCGAUCUACUGAACCUCCAACCGGUCACCAGCAGCCUUCAACCUUUAAUAGUGGUGGCAAACAGGAACGACAAGCAAUUUGGGAUGAAAGCAACAUGAGGGCCAACUCUGGCUUUGUGGGUGCUCCAAGCCAUCAAUUGGAGCAUAAAGCUUCACAUGAGAGGAGCGAGAAUUUUCGAUCUGAUUCUUCUCCUAGAUAUAUGCAGGAUUUUUCGGAAGGAAAUAAACGCUUGGAGCCGAGUAUGCUAUCGAAGUCUUCUACUGACGGCAUUCGGGUUGGAGGAAAGGUUGAUAAUUCUUCAAACGCCGACAAAAGGCAGUAUAGUUCAGGUACAUGGACCCAUCAACAGAGCAUGUCUUCUUUUGAUGCACGUGCCCAGUUGGAUGACAGAGCUAAUGGCUGGAAUAGGAUUGACUCUAGGGUGCCUAGUGAGGGUGCUACUCUGAAGACCCAUAGUAGCGACAUGGGACUACAACCUUCUCAGAGCGGCAGUCACAAUAGACAGGCACAUGAGAUUCAUGGAUCUACUGCUGGAAGAACCGACUCAUUUCAUGGUCUUGGAGGCACAAUGCUACACAGGCAAGAUUCUUCAAGUAAUGCUGCAGUAAAUUCAAGCAACUCAAGAGGCUUUCAGGAAAGUACCCAGUGGCUUCAGAACAAUCAAAGUUUUAAUUUAUGGAGGCAAGUUGAUUCUUCAGCAAACUCUAGAGGAAAAGGUCACCACUCGGAUAAGGGCUCUAAGAUGUUGGAGUCCCCAGGCAACGGUGACGUGCAUGAGCGGCAGAAUUCCAAUAAGAGGGAGAACUCAAGUGGUAGUUUCCCAUCAAAUGUAUCUCGCCAUGCCUCACCUGGUCUUGUACAAGAAAAUGCCUGUACAGAUGGCAGUUAUUCUCAUAGUUUGCAUGGUAGCAAGGAAAAUUCAUCUGGUCGAGCUGUGCAAAGACCUGCUGGAUUUCCAAAGUUUCAAUACCAUCCGAUGGGUGAUCUUGAUGUUGAUGUGGAUAGUUCCCGUGGAGCUAAGGGUGGUGCUUCUCCACAGGUUUCGAUCCAGCAAGUCUUUAAUAAGUUUUCUCCAGUUGGUGGAUCUGGUGGUAGCCACUCUACGAACAGAAGUGCUCAACCAAGUCAAAAUAUGCUUGAGCUUCUUCACAAGCUGGAUCAAUCAAAGGAACGUGAAGCUGCAUCUCACUUUAGCUCCUCUGAUCGAAAUGAUGCUCAUGAAGCCGAAACUUCUGAUGGAUCUGUUGGUCAACUUCAGCGGAACCAGUCUCCUGUUUCUCAGGGUUUCGGACUUCAACUGGGCCCUCCAUCCCAACGGUUACAAAAUCCAGAUCGUGCUUUUAUUUCUCAGAGCUCUUCACAGACUCCAAGUUCUCGCAUUUCGUCUGGUAGAUCAGAAGUGGGUCAUAUGCCAUUGGCUUCUACUCCCUCAAAUCGGUCCUUGUCUUCUUGGAAGGAAACAUAUGAAGGGGAAAACACAAAUCAUAUUUCUGGUGCAUCAGAACAGAUCAAUGAUAAAUCAUCCAUGGGUUUUAUUUCUGGAUUUCCUUUCUCAAGAAGUCACCUUCAAAAUCAGCGCGAUGCUGGAAGAGCUUUGCCUGGUCAGUCGAUCAAUCCAGCACUGCAUAGGCUAGCUUCCCAUUCAAAAGUGAUUGAGAACUCCUCUGAGGGAAUUUUACCGAGUCAAUCUGCUCUCCCUUCAGUUCCUGAGAAUUCUGUCAAUACUUCCAGAGGUAGCAAUGCUUCUAUUGCAGAAGGAGCCCAAACUGGAAUCCGGGCUCAUACUGGGCAUCUACCACAGCACUCCCUGGAGUCGGAGGCUGCGUCUAUGUCCCGACCUUCUCUUGUUCCCAGUGUUCCUCAACAGAGUGUCUUUUCAGGAGGUCUAUCAACCACCCUUCCUGGAAGUACUGUUUCUGGUUUAUUGAAGCCUCCAGUUCCAGCAAAUGACAAUGAUGUGCAGAAGGGAGUAGGUGGUGUGGCGGAACUCAGUGCCAGUGUAAGUUUCAAGCCACCAGAAUCAUCACGGACUGCCGAAGCGGCCCAAAGUACAUUGCAGGGGAAAGUUUCUUCAGUAAAUCAUGUUUCUGAUGCGUCUCUUACCCACACUGUUCAGAAUAGUAUUCCACAUCAGAACUACUCCCUGCUACAUCAAAUGCAGGCUAUGAAGAAUGCGGAGGUGGAUCCUAGUGAUCGGAAUUCGAAAAGAUUCAUGGGUCCUGAGAGUGGUAUCGAUUCUCAGACAGCUCCUUUGGGAGGGAACCAACUAUCCCAUGUUCACAGUGCUGCGGCUGGUGAUGCGUCAACACUACAUCCCUCUCUUCCAGGGGGAGAGACAAAAACAUUUAACCUUUCGGGGAAACAAGGUGAUAAUUGGGAUGCUAGUCCAGCUUCUCUGCACCUGGAUGCAAUAAGAAAUAGCGGUAUAUCACAUUCCUCUAGCAAUUAUGAGGCUUUUCUUAGACGUGAGCACUCUCAGGCUCCAACAUGGGUUGGUCAGCCUGGAACAUUGAGGAAUGGUCAGGUCUUACAAGUUCUUGAUGCUCAGAGGAUGGCUGCUAUAAAGCAUAUGGAACAGGCCCAGCUCGUUCAGAAGCCUGCUGAUAGCUUACGGGUUCAUGAACCAGCAAACCAGUUUCAAGCUGACUCUGAUGCCAGUCCUCCUGUUACAACUGGCUAUAGGUGGUUACCAACGUCAGCAAGAACCGAGAACAUUUCUUCCCAACAAUCAGUACCUCCAGAAGUUACUGAUCAGAGUCUGCUCAGGAAACAGAAGAAGCGCAAAAUUCCUGCACCUGAAGUUCAGGCAUGGCAUAAGGAAGUGAUGACCAGUGCUAGACUUCACAGUGCCAGUACUACGGAAAUUGAAUGGGCUCGAGCUGCUAAUCGACUGGUUCAGAAGAUGGAGGAUGAGACUGAAACAAAUGAAGAUGGACUGCCAUCAUUACGACCUAGAAAGAGGCUUAUCUUGACUACACAAUUGAUGCAGCAACUGCUUCGGCCUCCCCCAGCACCUUUUCUUGCUGGAGACGCCAGGUCGCACUAUGAGAACGUGACUUAUUGUGUUAGCAAGUUAGCUUUGGGGGAUGCAUGCCAAGCAAUCCAUUACUCCAGCCAUGAUCCUUCCAUGCCUAACAGCUCCGAGAAAGUCUUGCAAGAGAAGCCGAAAGUUUCGAAGAAAAGUGAUAAUGAAGACAUUGCAAAAGCCAUGGAAGACCUUCUUGGCAGAACAAAGAAGUUUGAGAACGAAUUGUUGAGACUGGAUCAGAGAUCUUCAAUGGUCGACUUGAGAGUGGAGUUGCAGGACAUUGAGAGGUUCUCCAUCAUCAAUCGAUUUGCCAAGUUCCAUGGGCGGAGCCAGUCUGAUGGGAGUGGGGCCCCAUCUUCUGAUCCGAUGGCUUAUGCUUCGAGACCCGUGCCCCAGAGAUAUGUGAUUGCGCUUCCAAUGCCGAGGAAUCCCCCUGACAGAGUACAAUGCCUCUCUCUUUGACCAUCACUGAAUAAAUUCUUCCCUGCCUUUUCUUUGUUCGGUCAAAAUGUCUCUUCAUCCCCUUCCAUUCUUCCGACAACAUUCGUGGGCACUUUUAACCAAUGUGAAGCCUCAAGAUACAACUGAACCUCAACAAAAGGGAUUCGGGUGAAUAUGCUCAGAGGUUGAUGGGUAAUCUUAUUCUUAGUUUUUAGGCUAUGGAUCACACACUCGAGAAGUACGAAGUUGGUCUCUGUAUAUUUUUCAUUCAUUAAGGUAGGGAAGGGGAAUGGCCCCCCAGCAUCAGUUCUUUUCCUCAUCAAAUGGGAUAGGGCAGAAGGCAUGAUUCAGGUUUGCACAGCUCCGAGUUUCGGGUAAUGUAUUCUGAUUUUUGUCAAAAAAUUAUUCUUUUCUUUUGGCAUUUCGAUUCGGGAAUCCUGCCAUAGCCAAAGGGAAUUGGAAAGAAUGGUUUCAUAAUCUUAUUGUCCACCAAUGAUGUUAUUUUGCACUUCAGGUAAUUAUAUAGACUCAGAUGCUGCUUUUGUUCUCUUA
Molecule: messenger RNA, 5888 nt
Organism: Punica granatum (pomegranate)
Lineage: Eukaryota; Viridiplantae; Streptophyta; Magnoliopsida; Myrtales; Lythraceae
Source: RefSeq, a predicted model, not a curated record